AUGACCAAGGCCGUUGAGCUGCUACUGUGCGCGGUAGCGGGAGUCUUGGGGGGUGGAACGCUGUUGGCCUCCGGUCUUGGGUCCAGUGCGCCCCCUGCUGCAUUUGUGAGCCCACAGGGCUCUUCUUUCUCUUCGUUCUUGCCUGGUAUAACGAAUGCGCGGGGAGUACGUACAAACCAACGUGCAUCAUUGCAUAUUGCGAGCCCGCGCCCACCUCAGGACGCUCUGUGGGUGCAGCAGCCUGUAGCGUUGGAUCGUGUCUCAGAGGUUCCUUCACUGGUUUCCUCCACAACUUCAUCUCGCUUGGCUGCACACAACCAUCGCGUCCAUGGUGCUGCAGGCGGCGCCGCCGUUUCUGGCGCAACUGCAGCGCUAGCCACGCGGCAACCAGCUGCUGAUACAUCGCAGGGUAACAGGGCUUCCAUCUUCCACGAGGAUGGCUUGGGCGGCCUUUUGCGGGGCAGUAUUCGGGGGAAUCUGCAAAGUCGGAGGGAGAACGUAUCGCCUAUUGUGGCGCAGAUGCUGUAUGAAGAUAUGCUGCUUGGUCGCUACGUCGAGGACGCUUGUGCUCGGCUUUAUUACCGGGGAAAGACAGCAGGGUUUGUUCAUCUGUACACAGGACAGGAGGCUGUGAGCAGUGGCGUGCUGAAGCUGCUGCGCAAAGACGACGCUGUUGCCUCCACCUACAGAGAUCACGUGCACGCAACCAGCAAAGGGGUGCCCCCCCGUGAGGUCUUCGCUGAGCUCUUUGGGAAGAAGACGGGAUGCUCUAAGGGAUUUGGCGGGUCUAUGCACAUGUUCUCCAAAGAAUGGAGUCUUUACGGGGGAUUCGCCUUCAUAGGCGAGCAGAUUCCUGUAGCACUAGGCGUCGCCUUCAGUCAGCUGUAUCGACGCCUUGCAGAACGCGAGCUGCCCGGAGAGAAGGAUCAGGUCACUGUCUGCUUUAUGGGCGACGGCACAACCAACAUGGGGCAGUUUUACGAGGCGAUGAACAUGGCGGCUCUGAUGAAGCUGCCAGUGGUGUUCGUCGUAGAGAAUAAUAACUGGGCCAUUGGCAUGGCGGCGCAGCGCAGCACAGCAGUGCAGGAGAUUCACCAAAGGGGCCCCCCCUUCGGCGUCCCCAGUGUGGAAGUCGACGGCAUGGACGUCCUGGCUGUUCGUGCUGCUGCACGCCAAGCCAUUGAACGAGCGCGCAAGGGGGAGGGACCAUCCCUCAUAGAAGCUCUCACCUACAGAUUCCGAGGGCACUCGCUGGCCGACCCAGACGAGCUCCGUUGCACCCACGAGAAGGCGGCCUUUGCAGUGCGUGACCCCAUAAAACAUUUUGAGCAGUACAUGCAGGAGAUGGGGUACGCCAACGAAGAAACGUUGGAACUGACGCGAAACAAGAUAAAAGACAUCGUCGAGGAAGCUGUUCAGUUUGCAGACAAUUCUCCAUCGCCAGAUCCGGCAACUGCAGGCGACUCGACGUUCGCACCGGCGUACGAUGCGAAGGGCUUUGACCCACUAACUGACGAGGAGUUGGCCGCGUACGCCCGGGCCUUGAAGAUUGAGUUGGAUAGAGAGGCGCGCAAGGCGAAGGGGGAACGCGUGGUGCCGCCUCCAGUUGAAAACGACCCCAACCCCCCAAUUGUCAUCGACUGA
Eimeria acervulina is the source of this 1644-nucleotide messenger RNA. RefSeq names its product pyruvate dehydrogenase, putative. Bases 1 to 1644 code for a protein of 547 amino acids. The record is from RefSeq and is a predicted model, not a curated record. NCBI's taxonomy places the organism in Eukaryota, Apicomplexa, Conoidasida, Eucoccidiorida, Eimeriidae. Gene Ontology annotation, molecular function: pyruvate dehydrogenase (acetyl-transferring) activity. The transcript has 5 exons. Gene Ontology annotation, cellular component: intracellular membrane-bounded organelle. Gene Ontology annotation, biological process: pyruvate decarboxylation to acetyl-CoA.